CUCACUUCCUGUCAACGAAAGAAAGCCGGAAGCAGAUUUGAAACAACAGGCACUCUGUUGUGAUUCUUCCUCUAAUUUCAAACAGAAUGGCAGACGAAGAGGAUGAGACCGGCUUCGAGGAGGAGUUGGACGAGACCUGCGGUGGAGUGGAUGUGUGCCACGGCCGGAGAAAGAGGCUCUUCUCCAAGGAGCUCCGGUGCAUGAUGUACGGCUUCGGAGACGACCAGAACCCGUACACUGAGUCGGUGGAUAUCCUGGAAGACCUGGUGAUCGAGUUCAUCACAGAAAUGACCCACAAAGCCAUGUCCAUCGGACGCCAGGGUCGCGUCCAGGUGGAGGACAUCGUCUUCCUCAUUCGAAAGGAUCCCAGGAAGUUCGCCAGAGUCAAAGACCUGCUGACCAUGAAUGAGGAGCUCAAGAGGGCCCGCAAAGCUUUUGACGAGGCAAACUAUGGCUCAUAAACACCAGCUGAAACAAUUGCAAACACAUUUCUUUUUUUUUUUUGGACAUCUAUUUUGUACCUAUCGUAGCUGACUUUGGUAUACCUGGAUUGGUCGCCAGUCAAUCACAAGACGCAGACAAACAAUCAUUCACACCUAUGGACAAAUUAAUCUACCGUCAACCUAACGUGCAUGUUUUUGGACAGUAUAUUCAUUAUUUACUGACAUGUGCACACAGUACUUUACCUAGUUUUGAAAAUUUUAUCAUUUUUUUAAGUAAAUGUUUUGCACCCUGUAACCCUUUAAAUAAACGUAUAUGUUUAUGUUUGA
Molecule: messenger RNA, 770 nt
Organism: Phycodurus eques (leafy seadragon)
Lineage: Eukaryota; Metazoa; Chordata; Actinopteri; Syngnathiformes; Syngnathidae
Gene: taf13
Product: TATA-box binding protein associated factor 13
Exons: 2
Coding region: 87-461 (124 amino acids)
Biological process (GO): transcription by RNA polymerase II
Cellular component (GO): transcription factor TFIID complex
Molecular function (GO): protein heterodimerization activity
Source: RefSeq, a predicted model, not a curated record